Molecule: messenger RNA, 1414 nt
Organism: Cucurbita maxima (winter squash)
Lineage: Eukaryota; Viridiplantae; Streptophyta; Magnoliopsida; Cucurbitales; Cucurbitaceae
Exons: 4
Coding region: 45-1388 (447 amino acids)
Biological process (GO): double-strand break repair
Cellular component (GO): cytoplasm; PML body
Molecular function (GO): single-stranded DNA binding; 5'-tyrosyl-DNA phosphodiesterase activity
Source: RefSeq, a predicted model, not a curated record
GAUAGAACGAGAACUCGAAGCGGCAACAAUCGAGCAAAUCGUUGAUGUUUCAAUCAAUAGCACGUUCACUAUCUUUCUCAAGCGCCCGCUUUCUUCAUCGCUCGGUGAUUAAUCGUCGAACAUUUUGCAGUCUAUCUGUGCCGAUGUCUAGUUGGUCCUGCAAAAAAUGCACAUUCCUCAACCCACCUUCUCAAAAGGCAGCCUGCAAAAUCUGUCUAUCUCCUUCAUCUCCACCGCCAUCACCGUCUUCUUCCUCCGCCCCUCAAUGGUCCUGCAAGGCCUGCACCUUCCUGAACCCAUAUAAGAAUUCCGAUUGCGAACUCUGUGGCACUAGGGCUCCGUCCCUCUCGCUUUCGAGUUUCAAGGAUUUGAUUGAUGUCAGCGAGGAUGCGGAUGCGGAUUCUUCUGUUGGGUCUGUGUUCUUUCCCUUGCAGCCCUGCAAGAAAAGGAAACUAGACGAUCCUGUUCCUGUGGUGGGUGGUGACAAUUUCGCUGAAUUGGGCGCAUUUCGUGGUGUUAAGGCAUCGGCGAACACUAUUGCUGAAAUGGGGGAUUCUAGUUCUAGGACAAGUUUGACACCCAUAAAGAUUUUGACUUACAAUGUAUGGUUCCGAGAAGAUUUGGAGAUGCGUAAUAGAAUGAGAGCCCUUGGACAACUUAUCCAACGGCAUUCACCAGAUGUUAUUUGUUUCCAGGAAGUUACUCCAGAUAUAUAUAACAUCUUCCAGAUUACCAAUUGGUGGAAAGUUUAUCGCUGCUCGGUCAAGAAGGAUGCUCAUUCAAGGGGAUACUUUUGUAUGCUGUUGAGCAAACUGCCGGUGAAAUCCUUCAGUUGUCAACCAUUUUCCAAUUCCAUAAUGGGGAGAGAACUCUGCAUUGCCAAUCUUGAAGUUCAAAAUGGCCUUUCAUUGACAGUAGCAACAAGCCAUCUUGAGAGUCCUUGCCCUGCACCUCCAAAAUGGAAUCAAAUGUAUAGCAAAGAGCGUGUAAUUCAAGCCAAAGAAGCCAUCAACUUUCUCAAGGAAAAUCCGAACGUCGUUUUCGGCGGCGACAUGAACUGGGAUGAUAAGUUGGAUGGUCAGUUUCCUUUUCCCGACGACUGGAUUGAUGCCUGGGAAGAAUUACACCCCGGUGAAAAUGGUUGGACAUACGAUACCAAAUCAAACAAGAUGUUAUCUGGGAACCGUACGCUGCAAAGGCGUCUGGAUAGAUUUGUUUGUAAGUUACAAGAUUUCAAGGUAAGUUCCAUUGUAAUGAUUGGGACUGAUCCAAUUCCUGAAUUAACAUACACAAAGGAGAAGAAAGUAGGUAAAGAAAUGAAGAUGCUUGAGCUCCCUGUUUUGCCCAGUGAUCAUUAUGGCCUGCUCUUGACCAUAAGCAGCCUGUAAUCUGUUGUUUUCUUAGUUAGUUUCGU